This is a messenger RNA of Ogataea polymorpha, 439 nucleotides long. RefSeq lists its product as uncharacterized. The transcript has a single exon. Lineage: Eukaryota; Fungi; Ascomycota; Pichiomycetes; Pichiales; Pichiaceae. The record is from RefSeq and is a predicted model, not a curated record. Bases 21 to 434 code for a protein of 137 amino acids.
AAAACAUUUUUGCAUUUGACAUGGCGAAUAGCCGUGGCGGUAUUUUAGCAAAUGGCUGUUUGGGCGGAGCCAGAGGACAGUUAGAUCUGAUCGAUAAUCAUCGCUUCGCCAGACACUUGACGCUCGCUGAAAUGCUAACCUUGUCUCUCGUAAAUACAUACAACUAUAUAGCUAUACCUGCUAAAAAGGUGCGGGAGCUUCCCAGGACGCUCAAUGCUUGUUCUUGCCCCCCUCAAGUAUCUCCUUUUGUUUCUUCUUCAGAUCAAUCGCCUCCUGAACCAAAUCCUCAUCCCUGCCAUCCGGGCCCUUUGGUCGCUUGUCAGUGCGCAACAGACCCCCGUGCCCCGCUUCUUCGUGGCCCGGCAGACCGUGCACCACACGGCUAUGUGGAUGUCUCAAGUGCUCAACGUCCACGGUCUUGUCGCCAAUUUUAAAUCCC